GCAACUUUUUCUUUUCAUCUUUUCAACUUUUCGUUUUCUUUUAAAUUCAAAUAAACACUCACGUUACAGCCACUAAUUCAGCCUUGUCUGCAGCCUUUUGAACAUGGAGCAACGCCAGCUGAGACCAAUUUACGAAGCACUGGAUCGGCGCGACUAUAAGGCCGCGCUCAAGGAGAGCAUGAAUUUACUGCGAAAGAACCCGAACCAUCUCAGUGGCCAGGCGCUGAUGAGUCUAGCGCUGGCGAGAACCGGCGACACACACUCAGCGAUGACUCUAGGACAGAAGGUGCUUAACACUGCCGGUGCGCUGAAGAACCCCCAUGUACUGCAAUGCCUGCCGAUGACAUUCCGCCUAUUGGGGCACGCGCAGGAGGAAGCGGCGGUUUACACCGGUGCGCAAGAAUUUUUUCCCAACGAUAAAGCAAUCUGCGCCAAGCUUUUUAUGGUAGCCGCGAGCAAUGGUAUGUACAAGGAGCAGCACCAGGCGGCAGUCAGCCUGUUAAAGCUGACCAAGGACGAUAAGUACAUGUGGUGGGUGGUUGUCAGCCUGGUGCUGUUGACAAAGUUCUCAAAGGAGGACGAGAAGACCAGGCAGAUGCAACUGGCUCUGGCUGAGCGCAUGGCUGAGAAGUCCCUGGAACAGGGAAGGCUGACGACGACCGAGGAAUUGCGCAUAUACCUCGAAGUCCUUGACAUACAGAGCAAGCACGCAGAUAUGCUGGCUGUGCUGUCCUCUGAUAGUCCGCUGGCAGAAAAGAUCAGCAACGACCCUGAUCUGGUCACGCAACGUAUCAGUCUGCUUUUGAAGACAGACACAAACGAUAAGGCUGUGGAGGCUGCUGUGCGGGCGCUCAAUGCUAAGGAUAAUUGGGCCGACUACAAGCUUUGCGCCGAGGCCACUAUUGGGCAGAUAUCUGAAGGCGAGAGCGAAGGCGAGUUGCUGAUAACUUCUUUCCGUGAGACCGUCCAGAAAUGGGCGCAGAUCCGCGGCCGGGCACGCGGCGCCGAGCUGGCCUUGGUUGAACUUGUUUCUGGGCUCUAUGCAGCCGGACACCAAGUGCUGGCUGACAAGACUGUGGGGCCGCUGGGCGAACAAAUGUGGAAGUACAUAGACCAGUUCCAGUCAAAGGCCAUCUGCUUUGCGGACAUCACACAAUACUUUGUCAAGCAAGUGAAAGAUACAGACUCGUUGCACGCUUUGGAUUAUCACCGCGCCCAGGUGGUCUCUCGUUUGCAUGCUGCCCGCAGCGCCACGAGCCAGGGAGAAGACCAGGCGCAGGCAUGGGUGACUCUGGAGAAAAUUCGCUACCUACUGCAGGCUCUCAGUGGCGACACCAGCGUUGAGUCAUGGGCUGAGGGCACGGACCAGCUGCUUUCCCACGGUCUCAACUCAAAGGCCGCCGAGCGCAAGCAAGCGUCCUGCACUGACGCCGUCCUCCUAGCCAGCCAGCGUCUAAUCCAGGCGGCAUACCUGUCCUUCUCCGCCAGCGCCGACCGCGGGCAGCUGGCCUCCAGCUUAUUCGCUGUCCUGUGUGUUCUCGAGGCAGGAAUCAAGCAGAACGACGAUGGCUUCAUUCUCAAAAUCUAUGCCAUCCGCUUGUACCUGCUGCUCUCGUGCUACGACCGCGCCCGCGCCCUCUUUGACUCGCUGAACGUCAAGAGCAUUCAACUGGACACCCACAGUUAUCUCAUAAACGGUCAGGGCAUGGCCCUCGGAUGUUUUACACCGGACCUCGACCUGUGCUAUACUGGUGUCGGCUUCUACGACCGCGUGCACAUGAAGGUGACCGAGCAUCUGGAUGCGGCCUACAUGCAGGGUACGUAUUCCAACGUCUUGGAUUUCAUUGAAUUUGGAAGUAAUCUUCGUCACUCUGUCCAGCGUGAGUGCACGCAUAGGUGUGCGCUACGCGGCGAAGGGUUUGAGCCCGGCUGCGCGGACGAUGUGUUAGCCAAGUGGACGGAGGCCGAUGUGGUUUCAAUUGAGCAUACGGAGGAGUCCCUGGCCAAACUUCACGACAACCGCGACAUUAAGGCCAUGUCUCUAUUGGCUCCGCAGGACCUGAUUCCGUAUAACCUGGAGGUUCUCACGAGACCCACACCGCUGCCAGGCACUCAGUGGAUCCAAAUGUAUUCACUGAUCCCCCAGAUUAUUCACCACAUUGUCACGGCCGACACAGAAGCGCUCGAGACUAAGGCCCGCAGCCUAUUGUUGACGGUUAGCGAGGCAGGCGACCUGCUCUCUGCCCAGGACAAAAUGCUUGCGUGCGGUAUCAACCAGAUUGCUACGCUCUAUACCCGUGCCUCCGACAGUCAGCAAUCAUUCAAUAAUCAGUUGGAUGACCUUCUUGCCACAAUCCGCCAGGGCCUCUCCCAGGACAUCGCAUCCCAGGAGGUCACGACCCUGGAGGCUAUCUCCUCAACGCUUCUCCGGGACAUAACCACAGCAACUGAAAUCUACACGUACGCCAUUACCGCUUGUUAUGCGCUCGAAAGCCAGCGGGCUCCCUCAGCCAGAGCUGUGCGCCAGGCCUUUAUGAAAUUGCGCAAGGAAGCCCUCCAGCGCAUGGCUGUCCUGCGGUCGCUGGCCAACGGCUAUGUGCGCGGCGCUAUUGAUGAGCACUGGGUUGGAGCAAACGUUGGAUUUUCUGGACCGAUUUUUGAGUGCCUGUCCUCGAAGCGCAAGUCGGUGAUUGAUUCUGUGGCCAAAAACUGCUUUAAUGGCUGGAUUCGGUCUAUCAAAAACCUGGUUGUGCAGUGGGAGCAAUGCUCGUAGACACGGUGCGUAUUGAGUUUUGCGCCCAUAAAUAGACUUUUGAAUGUGCGCCCUAAUAGAUAAAUAAUAUGGACUGGCUGCAGUGGUGGUGUUAUUUUUUAACCCAUC
Messenger RNA from Kickxella alabastrina, 2881 nucleotides. Its product is annotated as N-acetyltransferase B complex non catalytic subunit-domain-containing protein. Gene Ontology annotation, biological process: N-terminal peptidyl-methionine acetylation. Lineage: Eukaryota; Fungi; Kickxellomycota; Kickxellomycetes; Kickxellales; Kickxellaceae. Bases 104 to 2773 code for a protein of 889 amino acids. Gene Ontology annotation, cellular component: NatB complex; cytoplasm. The transcript is spliced from 2 exons. Gene Ontology annotation, molecular function: protein binding; protein-N-terminal amino-acid acetyltransferase activity. The record is from RefSeq and is a predicted model, not a curated record.